Messenger RNA from Daucus carota subsp. sativus, 1843 nucleotides. RefSeq names its product peroxisome biogenesis protein 12. The coding region runs from base 164 to 1342 and encodes 392 amino acids. Gene Ontology annotation, cellular component: peroxisomal membrane; peroxisomal importomer complex. Gene Ontology annotation, biological process: protein monoubiquitination; protein import into peroxisome matrix. Gene Ontology annotation, molecular function: protein binding; zinc ion binding; ubiquitin-protein transferase activity. The record is from RefSeq and is a predicted model, not a curated record. NCBI's taxonomy places the organism in Eukaryota, Viridiplantae, Streptophyta, Magnoliopsida, Apiales, Apiaceae. The transcript is spliced from 9 exons.
AAGUGUUUGUUGUGUAGACUGUAAAUACGAUACAAUUAUUAUACGAUAAGAGAGAGGGAGAGGGAGAUUUGGUUUCAUCUUUCUUGCUGCAGGACAGGACCAAUACACACAGAGAGAUUGAAAGAAGAAGAUAUAUCACCAUCAUCAUCAUCAUCGAUUCAUAAUGUUGUUUCAGGUAGGAGGGCAAGGGAGUCGCCCCACCUUCUUUGAAAUGGCAGCUGCUCAACAGCUUCCUUCUAGUCUCCGUGCUGCUCUCACCUACUCCCUUGGUGUGCUGGCUUUGAGAAGACCCUUACUUCAUAAGGUUUUAGACUACGAAGAUGAGUUCUUUGCACUUCUCACUCUUGUUCUUGAAACCCAUAGUCUUCGAAAUACAGAUGCUUGUUUUUCAGAGUCUUUAUAUGGCUUGCGAAGGAGAGCAGUUAAUAUGAAAUUGAAGAAUAAAGUUAACUCAGAAGCAGGCGAGAGGAUCCAUCAGUCAAGUUUGGAAAAGCAUCAAAAAGUUCUUUCAGUUGCAUUUCUGGUUGUGCUACCAUACUUCAAGUCAAAGUUGUACACAAUCUAUAACAAAGAAAGGGAAGCUGCACUACAAGCAACUUUAUGGGGUCAUGUUGGUGACAGAUUGAAUGAAAAUGACUAUACCGGUGGAGAUGAUCAUUCGUCUGCUUCAAGCAAUGCUUCAGAUGUGGAAGGAUCAGCUAGAGCAACUAUGGCAAAGAGAAUUAAGAAGAUUAUCGGUGUCUGUUAUCCAUGGAUACAUGCUGGAAACGAAGGACUAGCUUUUGCGUAUCAGCUAUUAUAUCUUUUGGAUGCAACUGGGUUUUAUUCUCCAGGAUUACAUGCACUUGGGGUUCAUGUUUGUCGAGCUACAGGACAGGAGCUGAUGGACACUUCUUCACGAAUUUCUAGGAUAAGAAGCCGUGAGCGAGAAAGACUUCGUGGUCCUCCGUGGUUGAAGACUUUACAAGGAACAUUACUCAGUUGCUCAUAUGCAGUCCUAGAUUAUGCCCAAACUGGUUUAAUUGCUGCUGUAUUCUUCUUUAAAAUGAUGGAGUGGUGGUAUCAAUCUGCUGAGGAGAGAAUGUCAGCUCCCACAGUGUAUCCUCCUCCACCACCACCACCUCCCCCAAAGGUUGCCAAAGAGGGUAUUCCACUGCCAGCUGAGAAAACUAUAUGCCCUUUGUGUUCACAGAAGCGUGCAAAUCCCUCAGUUAUUUCGGUAUCGGGGUUCGUCUUUUGCUAUACUUGCGUAUUUAAGUAUGUCUCACAGUACAAACGGUGUCCUAUCACGUUAAUGCCUGCAACCGUGGAUCACAUAAGGAGGCUCUUUCAGGAUGUUUAAUAAGUCCUCUUUGCGAUAGUUUCUUCCACAAAAUCUUUACAUGAGGGCCAUCAUGAUUACCUCAAUUAAGGAGAAGAUGCAAUUGAGUGUGAUAUAUACUGAAUGCAGCCUACAAAUAAUACUGACUUGUAUGGGUUAGCUCGCAAAGAAUUAUGCUUGGCCAUCAUUUUGCCAUUGUCGAUAAAAGGAAACCCUGCCUAAUAACAUCUGAAUUGUUGUAAUGUUUAGUGGUCAGGAAUAUAAUUGUCCGCAGUGAUUAGCUGUUACUGUAUGCGACUCAAAAUUGUGUUGGCGCAACCCCAAGAAAAGAGUAUCUGAGUCUAAACUAUAUGUCAGCAGUAAUGAGAAUCACCGAUAGUUGGGGUAUAAAGACCUAGAUUAUCCGAGUCUAAACUGUGUCAGCAGUAACGAGAAUAAAAGUACUAGUUUGAAUGUAAUGCUUGAUGUUUCAUUUCUCUGUACAGAAAUUACUCUACAAAGUACAAACUCAAUUUUUUAUCA